This is a messenger RNA of Microtus ochrogaster (prairie vole), 3483 nucleotides long. RefSeq names its product lines homolog 1 (gene Lins1). Bases 1117 to 3393 code for a protein of 758 amino acids. The transcript has 7 exons. The record is from RefSeq and is a predicted model, not a curated record. Lineage: Eukaryota; Metazoa; Chordata; Mammalia; Rodentia; Cricetidae.
AGAUCACCCCUAACAACACACCCCUUCCAGUAAGUCCAUGCCUCCUAAUUCUUCCCAGACAAUUCCAGCAACUGCUGACCAAGCAUACAAGUAAAGUAGAAGAGUCUUUAGAUUCCGUCCUCAUUCAGGCCGCCGUAGCAGCCGCGUCCAUUGUAACUUCAGUUUCAGGGAUCUGGCAUUCUCUUCUGACCGCUCUGAGCACCAGGCAUGCACAUGGCACCUAGAUAUACAUGCAGGCAAAGCACCCACAUACAUAAAUUAAAGUAAAAUUUUACAGAGGACAGUCAGGAUCCAUGGAAAAUGCCUAUGUGAGUAAAACUGUUGUGGUUUUAAAGAACUUAGGAAUUGAUGAGGGAAUCAGGCAGCUGUCACAGCCCAUUUAAUGUAAGAGAACUCUGAAUUUAUGUGGAGGAUGUGAGCAUUCAAGUGAGUUCACAGAAAGAAGCACAAAGCUUCUUUUUCCCCAGCAGGAGAGGAAUCUUUGCUUGUCCAAACAAAGGAGUCGGUGUGUGGCUUUAAGCUCUAUAUUUAGGAGGAGUAAGGUGGUCCAGGAGAGUCCCAGGGGCUCUAGCAUUUCACUGGAAGAAGGUCGAGUCCUCUGUUUUGCUUAUACCAGUGACGACAGCAUGCUUCCUCCGACAUUGACUGGCUGCCCCUAUUUUCUGCUUUAAAAGCCAUGUCUGUUCCUGAAUGUGUCAUGUGUAUCUCACCCCUGGUCUCCAUCAUGCCAGAGAACUCUAGAACAACCCGAAUGUGUACAUUUCUGUUCAGUUACAAGUACAGUCUGCUCUGUUUGGGUUGCUUUUCCUUCCCUUCUUGACUUUCUUGGGAUAGCACUUAAAAAAAAAUGUUUUUACUUAGUUACAGAGGAGAUGACUUAGGAGCCUAAUAUCAUUGUUAUUUAAUGCGAUAUAUAAUUUUAAGUUGGAAUUUAAUAGUUAAUAGCCGUAUAGCAAGUAACUUCAGGUUUUAAUCUAUAAAUCAGAGUGAAGUUUAAAAAUUUUGAUUUAUCCCUGUGGUUUUGAACUGGGGCAUCUGACAGUGUCUGCAGACAUUUCUGGUCAACAGAAUCUGGUGGAUGAUGCUGGGAGCAUUUGGCUGGGAGACGAAAUCAAAAUGGAAGAUGUUGAAGAAAUUUUGGACCAGUUAUAUAAGAAAGUACUUCUUGGAGCCACCCUUGAGGAUGACAUCCAUGGUUACAUCUUUUAUCUCAACCCAAACCUCUCAGAGAAAGUUGGCUAUACAGUAACCCCCUCUUUAGCACAGUCAGAUGUUAAUGAUGCUCUGGAUGGUGUGCCAGGCCAGCAUAGACCAUCUUCCAGUGAGUCCACCACCCUUCCUGAAGCACGGGAGUGUGCGAAGAGACACUUCCAGAUGAGCAGGGCCCAGGAGGUGGCACUCCUUCAGUUAACAGUGAUUGACCUGCUCCUGAGCCGAGUGCUGUCUACUGAAACCGAGGCCCACGCGAAGAAGGGGUACAGAGAGCUGACUAAAGCCCUUCUGCACUCAGCUGGAGUCGAUUCCAAAUUGGUCUGCAUGCUCCAGAACGCGGAUAAGUUGUUGUCUCACAUGGCCGCCAAGUGCCUCUCUUCACUCCUCUAUUUCCAGCUGAGAGAGAAGAUGAUGUUAAGUGAUCCCUGGGUCACUUUUUGCCAGAAGCAUCUCUCUGAAUGCUCUGAGAGUGGAGAAGCAGUGCACUGCCUUUGGAUUCUCACAGUUGUAAUAAAAGAAGCCUUUAAAGAUGCACAGUCCCAGCAAGCAGAAAUCCUAGAACAGCUCUUGGCUCCUUUUGACAUUACUUUUGAAGUGUUCUACAAUUCCUUAUUUUCUCAGCAUUUUGGAAACUUCCAGAAUCUCGCUAAUGUGGUCAACAUCCUGGUGUGCUUCCUGGAGCUGCUGGAACUUCUCACAGCCUCCAGAAUCCACCUGAAACUGCACUUUCGAAGCCAAAAGAUACUAUUUUUGAAACCCCGUGCUCUAGAUAUUCUUGCCUGGCCUAUUCCAGCUUUUGUUAAGAGGAAAUUGGUUAUAGUCAUCAAAAAGUGCCUUCUUGGUAAAAUGGGAGAGGACCUCUGCCGUGGAUCAGUGCCUGCCCUGGUGUCACCAGACUAUCUUCUGGACAGUGACGUGCUGGCCUUAGCUGAGGCACUUCUGUACAGGGUACAUCUGGGGUUGUGGAAGGAGUUGUCUGUUCCUGGAAAGCCUUCCUGCUUUGGAGGAGACGAAGUUCAACCUGGAUGCCGACCCAGGCCUGGCCCUGAUCACGUCACCCUGAGAGCAGCAAGCUUAAUUACUUUGAAAUCCUUGGAAAUCAAGUUCCAGAAUUGUACCUCAGCAACUGAAAUGGAAGUUGACUUGCAGAAGUUCAUGUCCGAGUUACUGACCUUCUUAAAGCCUCACCUUCAGCCCCCUCUACAAUUCCUCAACCCGUGUGAAUGGCUGUCCAGGGUCUUCAUAGAGCAGGACGAUGACAUGCUGGAGGCUGCCAAAGCAUCCCUGAGCAUCUACCUCCAGUUGACCAGAGGCAGGGACCACACCUCUGGAAGCCUGACUCAAGAAGAUGAAGCAUGGACCCACUCCACUCAUAGCAAUGGCUGUAAUCCACACUGUAUUUUCUUGUUCUUAUUAAAGAACAUAGUGUUCGACUCUACAGUUCUUCUAGACUUCUUGAUUUCCUCCGAAACCUGUUUCCUUGAAUAUUUUGUUAAAUAUUUGAAAUUGCUGCAGAAAGACUGGCAUCACUUUCUGUCCGUCUGCAAGUUCUUUGAUGCAGCUGAAUCACAGUGUGGAGCAAAUACUCGUGAUCCUGUCCCCUCACUUGUCCACGACAGAAGCACCAGCCACACAGUACCUCAUGCUCUGGCUUCUUCUGUUGGCCACAGAAAUGCUUGCCCAUGGGUCCCCUGGACUUCUAAUGCCCGCUCUGAGCCCCAGAAUCAGGUGGUGAUGCCCAAGGAAACUCACACAGUGCCAGCUCAUGGCCCACCUUCCCAGACACCACGGAGUCUGGUAGAUUAUGACAGCUCGGAAGAUUCUGAUGAGGAAGCCACAAGUCAGCAUUUAGCAAACAGCAAACAGACUUCUUUAUGUCCAGAAAUGAGCAGAGAAACUCAAGGCCUGCCUAGGACAUGUAAGGACCAAAAAGAACUUAGCCUGGAGCCUCAGCUGAGGCCUCUGCUUCCUCAAGAGUCUGGUCCUCCCUUCUGUGCUGCUGGGGAAGUUGCUCCCAAUGGGGCUGUCUGGGAAGUGGGACUGUUUUCUAGAGCAGUGAAAUGCCUGGAGGAGCUACAGAGUGCUAUUUACCGUUUGCAAGAGAAAAAUCUCUUUCCUUACAACCCAGCCGCGCUUCUGAAGUUGUUGAAAGGGGUGGAGGCGAAGUGCGAUAAAGCGUGAGCUCUGGGUGACAGCGGCAGUUGGUCCUCGGGUUUGCUUUUUUUUUUAUAUAAACUGCAUAUCUGAGUUAAAUAAAACCAAAUCAAAGCU